AUGUCUGCAGAGUCUAAUUCCAAAAAGAAUCAACUUCAACAACAAAUAAACAACAACAAUAAUAACAAUAGUAUCACUACUGAUAUAAAUACUUUAAAUAAUAAUAAUAAAAUGUCGAAUCAUCAUCAAUCAAAUAGUCCAAAUACUGUCGCUGGAUCAGAUGAAGAUCUUACCAUGCUCGCAAAGAUGCAAAAGAAGUUUGUAAUUCCACCACCACCCAAAUCGUUGGUCGAUGGUGCCAAGCGUGACUACCUCUUGGUCGGUGGUGCCUGUGCAACCGUAAUCAUGUUGUCUGCCGGUGUCUGGAAUCACGUCAGAGGUGGAAGUUCCGCUACCACCGGUAAACUCCUCAAAGGUAGAAUCUGGGCACAAGCUAUCACCGUUGGUCUCAUGGGUUUCUACGCUUUCAACUAUUCUCAAUCCAUCGAUGAUGAGAACAGAAAGAAACAAAAGGUUAUCUUGUCUUAA
This is a messenger RNA of Heterostelium album PN500, 468 nucleotides long. Its product is annotated as twin transmembrane helix small protein. NCBI's taxonomy places the organism in Eukaryota, Evosea, Eumycetozoa, Acytosteliales, Acytosteliaceae. The transcript has a single exon. The coding region runs from base 1 to 468 and encodes 155 amino acids. The record is from RefSeq and is a predicted model, not a curated record.